CCUUUCACCUUCCUCUCUCUCUGUCUCUCUCACCAGUCACCAGCCAGCCUGAGAGCCUCCCUUUAUAUAUUUCCACUCCUUUUCCGCUACACUUCCUACUACCCUUAUCGAAUUCCAUACUCUACCCAGUUUUCCAUGGCUGUAGUUCGAGACCGACGCCAUCUCAACCUUCGUCUCCCCCUUUCCGAGCUCUCAGACCACCGCCCACGUUUCCCUUUACCCUUUCCUCCUAAUACCACGACCACCUCCGCCACCACGACCUUCUCUGCUGCCAUCUCUUCCUGUGACCUCGAGAAGCUUCAAGUCCUAGGCCAUGGCAACGGUGGCACCGUCUACAAGGUCCGCCACAAGCGUACCGACGACGUUUACGCUCUCAAGGUCGUUCACGGAGACUCCGACCCCACCCUCCGCCGUCAGGUUUUCCGUGAGAUGGAGAUCCUCCGCCGUACUGACUCCCCUCAUGUCGUUCGCUGCCACGGGAUAUUCGAGAAGCCGUCCGGUGACAUCGCGAUUCUCAUGGAGUAUAUGAAUUUGGGCACUCUCGACUCGCUGCUCAAGAGUUCCCAUGGUACUUUCUCCGAGCCCAAGCUUGCCGACGUUGCUCGCCAGGUUCUGAACGGUCUGAACUACCUCCACGGGCACAAGAUCAUCCACCGAGACCUUAAACCCUCCAACCUCUUGGUGAACGACAAGAUGGAGGUGAAGAUCGCCGAUUUCGGAGUCAGCAAGAUCAUGUGCCGGACGCUGGACGCGUGCAAUUCAUACGUCGGUACCUGCGCCUACAUGAGCCCCGAACGGUUCGACCCAGACACCUACGGCGGGAAUUACAACGGUUACGCCGGCGACAUAUGGAGCUUGGGGCUGACCUUGUUGGAGUUGUACUUGGGCCAUUUUCCGUUCCUGCCGCCUGGUCAGAGACCGGACUGGGCGACCCUGAUGUGCGCGAUCUGUUUCGGCGAGCCACCGAGCUUGCCGGAGAGCGCGUCGGAGGUGUUCCGUAGCUUUAUCCAGCGUUGCUUGCAGAAGGAGUCCGGGCAGAGGUGGACGGUGGCACAACUUUUGACCCACCCGUUUAUACGUACUACAGAUCCGAGAUGACCUUUGUUGGUUUUUGUAGAUUGGGGCGGAGUGGAUUUGAAUAGCCAGCUAUUUUCAUAAUUUUCUCUGUACAUUCUUCGUACUUGUAACUCCCAAAGAUUGCCUCUUUGGCUUUCAGCACUUAAAACAAAAAAAACAAUUGUUUUGCAGAA
Messenger RNA from Carya illinoinensis, 1250 nucleotides. Its product is annotated as mitogen-activated protein kinase kinase 9-like. The transcript has a single exon. Gene Ontology annotation, biological process: protein phosphorylation. Lineage: Eukaryota; Viridiplantae; Streptophyta; Magnoliopsida; Fagales; Juglandaceae. The record is from RefSeq and is a predicted model, not a curated record. Gene Ontology annotation, molecular function: ATP binding; protein serine/threonine kinase activity. Gene Ontology annotation, cellular component: cytoplasm. Bases 136 to 1098 code for a protein of 320 amino acids.